AUAUAUAUAUAUAUAUAUUUACAUGGAAGACGACUCAGCUUCGUAUAUCCGGAUGAUCAUGUUGCAGGUGCACCACUUGAUAGAGGAGUGUAUUGUAUUCAAGAUGAGCAUGGAAGAGUGCAUGGAAGCCCUCUCCAAGCAUGCAAAUAUCAAGCCCAUCAUUACUUCCACAGUUUGGAAGGAGCUGGAGAAGGAGAACAAGGAGUUCUUCGAGGCAUACAGAAAGAGCAGAGAAGAGAUGGUGAAGUUGAGGAAGGAGGCUUCUGAAAUGGAGACAAGGGAAGGGAUUCAGAGGGUGCUCUCUGUUUCUGAUGCUGCUUCCAAAACUGAUCAUACCCGCUACUCGUCUUGCAGUUGCAUUAAUUCGUAUAAACAACGUUAGGGGCCAGGCAUGGCCCAGCGCGUGUUAUUUUCGUAAUUGACUUGGCAACAUAGGGGUAUGUUAGGUAGAAUAAGGUGAAAGGAGAAUGAGAGAGAAAGAUACGUCGUCGUAUGUUCGGUGUCAUGCAAGAAAGAUGAAACAGGUCAAAGGUGGUUGGGAAGCGUGAGGAAUUUCUGUGGCCGGGGGGUUGCAUGGAUUCGCAACACGUUUAGUACACGUGGCGUGUUGCUUUGGAUGCGUGCGUGCUCGAGCAGUACUAAAAUUGUAAUUUCACAAUGUCUAUAUCACGUCAUUAAUUUCCUCUUUA
This is a messenger RNA of Juglans microcarpa x Juglans regia, 689 nucleotides long. RefSeq lists its product as uncharacterized. The coding region runs from base 23 to 382 and encodes 119 amino acids. The transcript is spliced from 4 exons. Lineage: Eukaryota; Viridiplantae; Streptophyta; Magnoliopsida; Fagales; Juglandaceae. The record is from RefSeq and is a predicted model, not a curated record.